AUGACUUCUUUGGGGUCAUCCAUCUCUGCAAACACAACAUUUAUUCGUCCUGCUUCCUUUUACAUCAAUGGAUUGUACAACAUCCCGCAUGCAAAAUACUACUAUGUAUUUCUGUGCUUUGUUUAUGCCGUGACUGUUUUAGGAAAUUCUUUUAUAAUGUGUACCAUCUACCUAGUUCGCAGUCUCCACACCGGAAAAUAUAUAGCUGUCUUCAACUUGGCUGUUUCUGAUCUGUGUGGAAGCUCUGCUCUCAUUCCAAAGCUUGUGGACAUGUUUCUGUUUGAGAACCAGUACAUAUCUUAUGAAGCCUGUCUGCUUAACAUGUUUUUCGUUUUGUUCUUUAUGACUUUGCAAUCGCUUACUCUGCUUGUUUUGGCUUAUGACCGGGUCAUUGCCAUAUGUUUUCCAUUGAGGUAUAAUGCCAUUGUUACUAAAGCAGCAAUGACUAUGAUGAUUGGUGUUACAUGGAUUUGUUCAGUAGCUAUUAUCGCUCUUCUUGUAGCUCUGAUUACCAGGCUGUCCUUCUGUAGAUCUACCACUGUUGACAGCUAUUUCUGUGAUCAUGGUCCCAUCUAUAUUUUAGCCUGUAAUGAUAAAUCUGUAAGUUAUGUAAUGGCUGUGCUCUGUUUUGCUGUACUGGCUUGCCUUCCAAUGCUCCUUAUAAUUGUGUCUUAUCUUUGUAUUGGUAUUGCUUUGCUAAAGGUCUCACAAGGUAUUGAGCGACUCAAAGCUAUGAAAACCUGCACCUCUCACCUCAUAUUAGUUGCUAUAUUUUAUCUCCCAUUUUUUAGCAUUAACAUGCUAUCUCUAACAUCGUCUAUAAAAGCAAAUGACAGGAUGAUUAACUCUGCCCUGACACAGACUAUCCCACCUAUGUUAAACCCUAUCAUAUACACUUUAAAAACAGAGGAGGUCAUGCAGGCCAUUAAAAUACUCUACAAACAGGCAAAAGUGGCAGCACUGCAAGGGAUGACUCAGUGCACUAUCAGAAUUUCACCACAGUUGAGGCAGGAUCGUCGUGAAAAAAAAUAA
This is a messenger RNA of Pygocentrus nattereri (red-bellied piranha), 1032 nucleotides long. Its product is annotated as olfactory receptor 1-like. The record is from RefSeq and is a predicted model, not a curated record. Gene Ontology annotation, molecular function: G protein-coupled receptor activity; olfactory receptor activity. Lineage: Eukaryota; Metazoa; Chordata; Actinopteri; Characiformes; Serrasalmidae. The transcript has a single exon. The coding region runs from base 1 to 1032 and encodes 343 amino acids. Gene Ontology annotation, cellular component: membrane. Gene Ontology annotation, biological process: G protein-coupled receptor signaling pathway.